GCAGGGCAGGGCAGAGAGGAGGGAGCCGUCGGGAGCCGAAGCUAGAACCAGAGCUGUUGGGGAGCCGCCAUGGGGUCCCAUAGGCCUCCGAGUCGCGUGUGGAGCUCCGGCCUCCGCGGUGGGGUGGGCGCGGACGGAGAAGACGACGGGCCCGUGUGGACUCCCAGCCCGGCCAGUCGUAAUUACCUGCUGAACGUGAGGCCCGAGAUCAGCUUAUCAAGCAACCGGUACUCUCACCCCAGCUCUGGAAGGAGCACCUUCUGCUCCAUCAUUGCCCAGCUGACCGAGGAGACGCAGCCCCUGUUUGAGACCACCCUCAAGUCCAGGGCUGUGUCUGCAGACUGUGACGCCAAGUUCACUUGCAUUGUCACAGGAUACCCAGAGCCCGAGGUGACAUGGUACAAAGAUGAUGAGGAGCUGGAUCGCUACUGUGGCCUGCCAAAAUAUGAGAUUUCUCAGCAGGGGAAUCGGCACACCCUACAGCUGUACAAGUGCCAAGAAGAAGAUGCCGCUAUCUACCAGGCGUCUGCUCGAAAUGCCAAGGGCAUUGUAUCCUGUUCAGGAGUCUUGGAAGUGGGGACCAUGACCGAGUACAAAAUUCACCAGCGGUGGUUUGCCAAGCUGAAGAGGAAGGCAGAGGCAAAGAUGCGGGAGAUUGAGCAGAGCAGGAAGUAUGGGAAGGAGAUGGUGUCAGAGGCGGACACGAUGCGCAAACUCAGCCCGGACCGAUUUCAGCGGAAGCGGCGGCUAAGUGGGGCAAGGGAGCAAGGCCCCUCGGCUUCUUGCAAAGACCUUGAGGAUGGAGCCCCGGAGCCCGAGUUCAAAGGAGAGACCAAUGAGCCACCCUGGAGCCCAGCCAAUGGACUGGCUAAUAGCUUUUCGGGGAGCGAGGUCACCACAAAUGGGGACGCCACCUUGGAGAGUGGCGAAGAGAGUGGAGAUGGCUUUCUGUCUUACAUCUGUGAGGCGGUGGAGCUCAUCUCUCAGAGACCCCCCACAAAGGAGUCUGUAGCCAAGAAGAAGAAGAAAGAAGAAGGGCCUGGUCACAAAGGAUUGAGGAUAGGUGAGCAAAAACCUGAAGGGGAAAGGACAUCUGAAAACCACAUUCCUACUGCUGCCAAAUCAGACUCCAGCAGAACACGUGGCCACAAGGAAGUGGAGAAAACGCGGCUCGCUCAAAGAGAGAGCUCUCCAAAGACCACCAAGCUGGAUGGGGCAGAGAGGACCCUGGAAUCCACCUCUCCUGCGGCACAGGAGGCUAGAAGCUCAGGCAAGAUCGGGGUCAAGACUGACCAGGGCCCAAAAGCCCCUACCCAGGAUAGCAAUGUUUAUUUCUCCUUAAAGGACAUGUACCUGGAAAACACCCAACCUACUGCCACUGAGGAGAGGCCGCAGCCCCGCACUGGAAGUCCCCAAGGUGGUAUCCCUUUGGGGGCUUUACCAGGGAUGGAGAAAGGAGGAGAGAAGUUGCCUCCUGGACAGCCAGCACCCCCCUCUGCCCAACAGCCCCCCAGGGUAUUUAAUAGGAAAAGAUUUGCCCCUCCUAAACCAAAAUGUGACCCCAGCAAUGAUUCCCAGCCUUGUGCCUCUGGGGGUAACCCCUCAGGCAUUUCGGGUCUUUCUCCCCAGCAAGGGGCCCAGGUCUUGGGAAUUUCCCCUGAGCCAGCAGCCACUGUCCCAACUCCCCCUGCCCGGCGGAAGCACAAGACCCAGGAGAGCCCUUCCCAGAAACCGAAAGCCCACAGGACCCCUUGUGAGGCCCCGGAGACGCAGGUGGCCCGAGCACCUGCCCCAUCUGCUGACCGUAGAUCUGCUGCAGAGGGUCUCAACCACAAUGUUGAAGGAAAACAGGGGAGCAGUGAGCCCAUGGAUGUGGAGAUGUGGGAGGAGGCGAGGACGCAGACGGGAAGAAGGACGCCGAUGGAUGUUAGUGCCCAGAUGGAGAGCACACAGGAAGAUGUGAGGACACAAGGGAAUGUGAAGCAACAGGUUGUUGGGAGAAUGCCUAUGGAAAGCACAGAGACAGAUGGGAGGACACAGGUGGGCACAGUAACACAGCCAGAGUGGGAGAGUGGCCACAAUCAGCAGCCUACAGCCCCUGACUCCUACACUGCAGAGGUUCCUCAGAGACGUAGUAGCUUCAGGAGGCCGCCCAUGGAAUCUUCCCAUCCUUCACUGCUGAGACCUGAGGAGACACAGGGUCCAGCCCUCAGGAAUGCGCAAGGGAGCAUGCAGAGCCUUACAGCCCCUCUUGGUCCAGAAGCUGGUGGGAGGCCCGUGGACAGAGAGGAAAGCAGAGGACCAGGGGAACCAGUCCCUAGUGAAAUGGACAAGGUGCCCAGGCCCACUGAGGAGCCUGAGAUCUCUAUGGAAGAGUCUAGCCCCAUGGCAGAGGUGACCUCGGGCCUCAGCUCAGGCUCCCAUCCAACUUCUCCCAGAAGCACCAAAGCCCCCAGCAUUCCUAGACUAAAGGCAGUCUCCCUCCCAAAGAAGAACAGGCAGGAAGAGCAAGUUGAAGGAGGGCAUGCCGGGGUGGCUGUGAUGCCCCAUCCAGAAGCAGCCCAGGCUGUGGGGUGCUCUGAUCCAGAGGCGCAGCCUCCCUGUGAAGCCUCGCCCAGAGUGGGGACACCCAACCCUGGUCAUUGUGCAGAGACCGAGGCUGUGGUGAGUAGAGGCGGUGUUGUCGGUGCACAGGGGGAGUCUGAACCUGAGGUUCCAGGAGCUGAGCUGAGGGCCCCCAGCCCUGUGGCGCCUGACAGUGCCCUCAUUGAUUCCUUGAAGAAUUAUUUACUCCUUCUUUUGAAGCUGUCCAGUGCAGAGACAGACCGAAGUGAAACUGAAGCCAGGGGGAGACCAGAGGGCCAGCAGCCCCCUGCGGGGGGACCGGGGCCCCCAGACACUCUGGCGCCAACAGUGGAGAUCGCUGGCUUGAGCCCCCGCACAUCUCGGAAGAUUCUCGAGCGAGUGGAGAACAACCACCUCAUUCAGAGUGCGCAGAGCUUGCAACUGAGCCCCUGUACCUCCCGUCGGCUCACUGGCCUCCUUGACCAGGAGGUGCAGUCUGGUCACAAGGCCCUGGCAGCCGGGAAGCCACUGAGAAGAAACCCCAGUCCACUGACUGUCCCUACUAUUGUAGUGGGGGAGGAGACCCAGGUGCCAGCUCCAGAGAACAGUGACAAGGGGGCCACUGAGGAGAGCAGAGUGGGGGAGUCCCUUUGGGUCAGUGGGGAUCAAGGGUCCCUCAGGAUGGGCAAGAAUAAGAGAGAGGAGCCCUGCAGGGAUGCUGAGCUCUCAGGAGAUAAUGGGGGGGGUCUCCCAGGUGCAACCCCAGAGGAGCUGGCCUUAGGAGCUCGGAGGAAGAGAUUUCUCCCAAAGGCCAAAGUGUCUGGAGACGGGGAAGCACCUGCUCCUGAAGACAGGGAAAGCCCUACAGUGUCACCCCGUGGGUCCAGGAAGAGCCUGGCCCCUGGAUCCCCACUGAUUCCUCCGAAGGAGAGACAUUCCCCUUCCCAGAACAGAAAGAUGCUCGAGGUGCCUCGUUCAGAUGACGACUCUGCAGACCCGGGCUCUGGGCCCAAGGGCAGUGGGCCAGACUCGGAGUUGGCCUCCGAAGAUGGCAAGCAGGAUGAGAUGGCCAAGCCCAGAAAAAGCAAAGACCUUUUCAAGGCCCCCCAGGUGAUCCGGAAGAUCCGAGUGGAACAGUUUCCCGAUGCUUCAGGAAGCCUGAAGCUGUGGUGUCAGUUCUUCAACAUCCUUGGUGACUCGGUAUUGACCUGGGCCAAAGACCAGCUCCCUGUGGCUGAGGUAGAGCGGAGUGCGGGAGAUGAGGGGCCGGCGGCCUUAGCCAUUGUACAGGCUUCACCUCGGGACUGUGGUGUGUACCAGUGUACCAUCCGGAAUGAGCAUGGCACCGAUUCUACUAAUUUCUGUCUCAGCCCUGAGGUGUUGUCGGGAUUCAUCUCCAGAGAAGAAGUAGAAGUUGGAGAAGAGAUUGAGAUGACACCCAUGGUAUUUGCCAAGGGCCUUGCCGACUCUGGCUGCUGGGGGGACAAGCUCUUUGGGCGACUGGUGAGUGGAGAACUCCGAGGAAGCGGGCGUGGCCGUGGCCUUCGCAAGGCCUCCCAAGCCAAAGUUAUCUAUGGAUUGGAGCCCAUCUUCGAGUCGGGCCGAACUUGCGUGAUCAAGGUCCCCAACCUGCUUGUGUUUGGGUCCAGCAGUGAGAACUCUCUUCUGGGGAGGAAUUAUGAUGUCACCAUCCAGGGAUGUAAAAUCCAAAACAUGAGCCGAGAGUACUGCAAGAUCUUUGCCGCCGAGGCCCGAGCCGUCCCUGGCUUUGGGGAGGUUCCUGAGAUCAUCCCACUGUACUUGAUCUACCGGCCUGCAAACAACAUCCCCUAUGCCACUCUGGAGGAGUACCUGGGCAGGCCCUUGGAGCCAUACUGUGCCCGCGACUGGGAGAGUGGCGGCCUCCAGGCGGCCCCUGCCACUUCUGAGGCUGCCCAGAAGUGUCGGACCUUCCAGCACUGGUUGUAUCAGUGGACAAACGGCAGCUUUCUGGUCACAGACCUUGCAGGUGUUGAUUGGAAGAUGACAGAUGUGCAGAUUGCCACCAAAUUUAAAGGGUACCAAGGUCUUAAGGAAAGCUGCUUUCCGGGCCUCCUUGAGCAGUUUGCCGUUUCACAUCAAUGCAAUGCCCACUGUGAGAUGCUGGGGCUGAAGUCUCUCAAGAGCCUUGAGACUCUUUACCCCACGGCCAAGGCCAAGGGCUCCAAGAGCCCCUCCUCGGGCAGGAAAGCCCCGUCGUCCACUCAGUUGAGCCCCCAGCUUCAGAAGAAAGGUCAUCCUAGCCCCCAGGGACCCCGGAAAAGCACCUCAAGCUUGAAGGCCAUCCCUAGGUCCCCAGAGACUGCUGAUACACAGUUGAAUAGCCAACCUGCUGCCCAGGAAAGGGGCUCCAAGGCUCAGGGCAUGUGAUAAUCACGACUGGAGGCUGGGGGGCCUCCACCCAGAUUAAACACCAACCAGGAAACAGUUCAAACCAAACAGUAAAUCCAUUAACACAGAAGUGGAAAGAAGGGGUGGGUAUAGCCCUGUUGCAGGAUGGCCCUCCCAUAUAUGGAAAGUCUUCGUUCUUCUUGAGCCUUAGAGCCAGAGGACCCACAGUGUAGAAAGCUGUGCCCGGGAGGGUCUCACCGGGGUGCCUGGGACCUCACGGAAGGAUUCAGGGAUCGGCUGGCAUGGUUCAUGCCAGUUUCUGUUUCAUUCAUUCGAGGCCUCAGGGCAUGCCUGUGUAUGGAGCCCACAGCAUUUCCCCAGGUUAGGUGGACAGAGAGGGAGACAGGUCAAUGCCUCAGCAUGGCAAAAUGCCUGGGGCUUACCCGCUCUGAGAGUAGCCAGUGCUGGGUAUCUGGGGCCUCACCUGGGUGCGGUGCCCUCUGCCACGUUUACAGUUGCUAUUGGCUUGAGGGCCCUCUGUAUCCCUGGGUCAGAUGCUCAGACUGCCUUCAUCAUAGCCAGGUCCUGAAGUGUGUGUGGUUUCUCUGACUGCUCUGGGCAGAGGCCCGCCUCCUUCAUUCUUGCUUGGCACUGAACCCUUGAUAUUAACCGAAGCUACUUGACCCUGUUUGUGGGGAUUGUUGGUGUUCCUAACUUGCUGGCAACCACCAACUCCAGGGGCUGCCCGACUCCUAGAUACUUUUCCCCCUGUGGCCUGGCUCCUCCAACUAACCUGCCCCAGUGCUCAGCUUCCCAGCGCCCUGUCUGUUUGUCUUGUGAGUAUAACAAUGAAGGGCAUUCACUCUCCUGCUUUGCCCAUUUCCCUCUUGAUUGCUGACUCCCUUUUCCCCAAGGGCUUCUCACGGGCUCUUCCCCUGGCUGAGUCUCUUUCUAGGUCUGCACUGGCUGUUCUUUGCUGAGAGACUCCAUCUUGGCACCAGGGAAAUUGUUGCCUCUGCUUGCAUCUCAAAUCUUGUUCUCUUUCUCAAGUUUGCCCUGGGCUCCUAGGGCGAUGGGCUCUGCCCCAUGGGAUUGAGGGUGGGCAUUAGUAGCUAUGGCAUGGGGGCUAGUACUUGGCUAAGGAGAUCUGGAGGCCCACUCUAAGGUAGAGAAUUUGGAGCCACGAUGAUUUGUAGAUAUUUCUGCAUAGCCAGUGCCUAGGGGUUGGGUUUAAAGUAAUUUUCUGCUCAGGUUAGAAUGUGUGUGUCGGGUGAGGUGGGGAGGCAGGGAGGCAGGAAGGGAGGAAUGAGCCAGCCCAAUUCUGGGGUUCUAGAUCUCUAUGUCUAGGCUCUCAGACUGGGAUCCUGGGGGACAGACAGUAGCCCCCUGAUCCAUUUCUUUGAUUCUGGAUUUUUCUUCAUGGGCUCCAGAAGAAAGCCCUGGGCCAAGGAGCUCAGCCUGAGUACACCUCCUUCCUGAGUAGCUCUUGUUCUGGUCUGUGCUGGGAUGGGUACACCUGUUAUGGUGAUAGGGGCUUGCAUGCUCCACUUUGAAUGCAAUAAAGGCAAUGAGUGCU
Molecule: messenger RNA, 6511 nt
Organism: Dromiciops gliroides (monito del monte)
Lineage: Eukaryota; Metazoa; Chordata; Mammalia; Microbiotheria; Microbiotheriidae
Gene: ALPK3
Product: alpha kinase 3
Exons: 14
Coding region: 70-4974 (1634 amino acids)
Biological process (GO): cardiac muscle cell development; protein phosphorylation
Cellular component (GO): nucleus
Molecular function (GO): protein serine/threonine kinase activity; ATP binding
Source: RefSeq, a predicted model, not a curated record